Cicer arietinum (chickpea) is the source of this 1335-nucleotide messenger RNA. The record is from RefSeq and is a predicted model, not a curated record. NCBI's taxonomy places the organism in Eukaryota, Viridiplantae, Streptophyta, Magnoliopsida, Fabales, Fabaceae.
AUGGCAACGCAGAAGAGCAACGACCAGAUUCCGGCGAAACUGCCGAUCUUCGACGGUAACAACUAUGAGAGGUGGACGACGCAAAUGAAGGUGGUGUUCAGGUAUCAAGGUGUUCUUGAUAUCAUUAGCACCGGUGUCACACCGUUGGCGGAGAAUCCCACAGAAGCAUUAAGAGCAAUGCAUCGCGAACAAUUGAAGAAGGAUGACAAGGGAAUUUUCUUCAUUCAUCAAUGUGUGGAUGCAAACGUUCUUGAGAAGAUCAUAGAGUAUGAGACUGCUAAAGAAGCGUGGGAUGUGCUAGCCACCACAUACGUCAGAGACAAGCAAACGGAGAAGGUGAAAUUGAUGGCGAUGAGGCGUCAAUUGGGGCUAUUACAAAUGGAAUCCAAUGAAUCAGUGGCCAAUUUCGUAAACAGGUUAGUAGUUCUAACUAAUCAAAUGAGGAGUUGUGGUGAAACGGUAUCUGAAACCAUGAAAGUGGAAAAGGUUCUCACUGGAUUAACCCCAAAUUUUGAUGGAGUUGUUUCUGCAAUAGAGCAAGCUAAAGACCUAGUUACAUUAAAACUAGAACAUUUGCUAGGUGCUUUAGAAGCACAUGAAUUGAAAUUAAAGAACAGGGAUAAUAUCAAGAAAAAUGAUAAAGAGAAUGAGAAAGCCCUGUUUGCACAAUCUCAAAAGAAAGGAGGUGGAAGUGAAUCUUGGAAGAAUAAGAGAGGAAAAGGAAAGUGGAAGAACAAUAAGCAAGAAGGCUAUAAUCCUAAGGGUGAGAAUCAGAAGAAAGAAGGUGACAAUAAUGGAAAGGGAAAGAAGAAAUCUAAGGAAGAUAUUCACUAUCCCGUCAAGACCAUAACUGUUAGUCAAUCGGGCACAUCAAAUUUUCAAACAAUUCAAAGUGCAAUUGACUCUGUUCCUUCGGGAAAUUCUCAAUGGAUUCACGUCAGAAUUUCCUCCGGUGUUUACAGAGAGCAAAUCUUAAUUCCAAUGAACAAACCAUGCAUCUAUCUUGAAGGAGCGGGUAGAACCUCAACAAGUAUAGAAUGGAGUACACAUGAACAUGCUACUUUCCUUUCAAAAGCAGAUAAUACAGUUGCAAAGGGCAUUACUUUCACGAAUACAUACAACACCCCAGUGUUAUUAGACGUCAAAAACAUCACACAAGCCAAAGCUGUUCGAAUCCAUGCAGAUAAAUGUGCUUUCUUUGAUUGCGGUUUUCUAGGGGUGCAAGACACUUUAAAUGAUGAUUCUGGUCGUCAUUAUUACCAUAAUUGUUACAUCCAAGGUGGAGUCGAUUUCAUAUAUGGGAAUGGUCAAUCUAUCUUUGAGGCUAAAAAUUAA